Molecule: messenger RNA, 2670 nt
Organism: Lichtheimia ornata
Lineage: Eukaryota; Fungi; Mucoromycota; Mucoromycetes; Mucorales; Lichtheimiaceae
Exons: 14
Coding region: 1-2670 (889 amino acids)
Biological process (GO): protein dephosphorylation; DNA damage response
Cellular component (GO): protein phosphatase 4 complex; nucleoplasm
Molecular function (GO): protein phosphatase activator activity
Source: RefSeq, a predicted model, not a curated record
AUGACAGACGAAACCGGAUCCACCCAUGCUGGCGAUACCACACCAGACAGAUCGUUUCGAGUGAAACUCUACAAGCUUGAUUCCGAGGGUACUUGGGAAGAUCAAGGCACCGGCUAUUGUAUUUACAAAACGGGAGACGAGGAUGAGCCUGAUGAGAUCUUUGUGCGCUCCGAGCGAGACGAGACGACGUUACUCAAGUCCAAGAUAUUGGAUCUCAAGGAGUAUCACCGUCAACAAGAAACCUUGAUUGUUUGGACAGAGGGAGCACAUGUCGAUUUGGCUUUAAGCUUUCAAGAAGCUGAUGGAUGUGAGCAUAUUUGGCAACGGAUACAAGAAAAACAUGAGAACGGUCAACAACUUCCACCUGCCAUCUCUGCCGAUUCGGAUACGGAGGAUACACCACCAAUUAGAGAAUCUCAUGAACCUGACGUGCUACCUCCACCCGAGCUAUCGAAUCUAUCACAAAUCGCGGAUAUCUUGUCAAAUGCGAAGACGAUACAAGAAAAGGAUCGAUUAGCAUCAUUCAUCGUCCCUGAGAGCUACGUCGACAAACUUAUCCCAUUGUUCAAAACAUGCGAAGAUUUGGAGAGCAUCGAUGAUCUACACAAACUCUAUACUAUCAUGAAAGCAAUAAUUAUGCUGAACGACAAUACCAUUGUUGAACACAUCAUUCACGACGACAUAUACAUGGAUGUAAUGGGAAUGCUAGAAUAUAAUCCUGACACACCCAACACGCGCACAAAACAUAGGGCCUUUUUGGAAAAAUGCGCAGAGAUCAAGCCUGUUGUACCAAUCAAAGACGAGGUCAUCAUAUCCAAACUUCACCAGAAUCUUCGCCUCAAAUAUAUCAAGGAAUGCGUUUUCGCCAACGAAGUCGACGAUUCUUUGAAUUCGAUUGUACAUUCAUUGACAUUUUUCAACCAUAUCGAUAUCGUCAGCAGUAUCCAACACGACAGUGAGCUUUUAUCUUCAGUAUUCGAUAUCUUCAGAGAUGAGGAGAAUAGCACCACUGAGAGGAAAACGGAAGGAGCCAAGUUUAUUUUGCAAUUUUGUUCUAUGGCAAAAUGCUUGCAGGCAGCACAUAGAGCUGGUUUAUACAGAGAAUUGGCACCUCAAGGGCUGUUCAACGUGCUUGCAUUUGCUUUGGGAGCUGAGGAAGCACAUCUUCGUGGAUCAGGAGUCAAUGUGCUUAUGGGAAUGGUGGAGCUCGACGUUUCGUUUAUUCGUACACAACUUACGGCUCGAAUCAAAAAGGAUGGCGCUGAAAAGUCUCUGAUGGCAAUCAUUCUCGACCAAUUCACCAAACAACACGACCCACUCCUCAAGACACAAUAUGUGGAAAUCGUUCGCCUGUUACUGGAUCUCGGUGGUGGACCUGUAUUGGGCAAUCCCAUGACAACAGAUACCAUUCGCAAGACUGAUCCGGAAGCCGAGGAGUUCCUUACCCUAUUCUACGACAAUUAUGGCGAUGACUUUUUGCGGCCACUUGCGGCUCUCGAUAAGAAGCCAAUGAAGCUGGAUGGUCCCAUUGAAAUCCUCACGCUCUCCCAAGAACAAGCCGAUCUUUGCGUUCAUAUUUGUGAUCUAUUGUGCUUCGCAAUUCGUCAACACAGCUUCAGGAGCAAAUACCUCGUUCACUCAACCGAUUGCUUGAGCAAAAUUUUGCAACUCUAUCGAUGCAAUCGAGGAUACGUCAAAUUAGCUGCAUUACGAUUCUUCCGUGCAUGUGUUGGUGUGAUGGAUGGCUUUUACAACCAAAACCUGAUAAAGCAAAACGUAUUUGAACCGACUAUCAGGGUAUUACUCGACACGGAUGGACGCAACAACUUGUUGAAUUCAGCUUGCAUUGAGAUCCUCGAGUUUAUUCGCAAGGAGAAUAUCAAACCGCUAGUUUCCCAUCUCGUGACACAAUAUGGCAAAGUGCUGGACACUGUCAAUUAUACAGGAGUUUGCAAAGCUUUACGAUUACGAUAUGAUCAGAACAUAGAGAUGCAAGAGACCAAAACCGAGUCUGACAAUGCAAGCGUAAAUAGCCAACGUGGACCUGGACUUGGUGGAUGGUCAUCUUCAACUGUGGAUGAUGAUGAGGAAGAAUACUUUAAUAAUUCUGGAGAUGAAGAAGAGGAAACGCCAUCAUCACCUGGUGCUACCAAACCCGAGGAGCAACAACAACAACAACAACCUACUUCAACUUCUUCGACGUCUUCGACUCCAAAGCCAUUGGUGGAUUAUGAUGAUGAUGAGGAAGACGAGGAUGAUGUCCCUGAUAAUUCAACAACUCAAGCUGAAGACAAAGCAAGUAAUCAAGAUGAAUCGACCGUGCCUGAUGAAUCAUCCAAAAAGGUCCCAACUGAAGAGGAUGCGACGAAUGAGCCGCCAAAAGAAAAUGCUGUGCCAUCAUCUGAUACACCUAUUCCCGAUCGAACACCAUCUCCAACACCUCCAUCCCCCUCAGCGUCACUCUCAUCCGACACCAAUGAUGAUAAUUUGCCAACUUUAAGAAGGCGGCGGAAACAUGAUGAUGAUGGCGAUGAAGAUGAUGAUGUACUUGCAGCAAAAGCAUCCAAAGCCAGGAAAACAAGAUCACCCAUCAACAAACAACAACGUAAAAUCAUUAUUAAUCCUCAAACCCGAAAGUUACGAUCAAACACGACGAAUCAGUCAGAAUAA